Molecule: messenger RNA, 2364 nt
Organism: Paramuricea clavata
Lineage: Eukaryota; Metazoa; Cnidaria; Anthozoa; Malacalcyonacea; Plexauridae
Source: the annotation of a GenBank genome assembly
AUGCCCAGGCUAUUCCAAAGUUUGUGCAUUGUUAUUUCUAUAUGUAUAAUCACUUAUGGUUACAUUGUGAACAAAGAACUUCUCGUUAACUUUGGCUUUGCAUUAUUGGGCGUUGUGCUGGCAUCUAUUUUUCGUUGUUUGUGCAACUUUCUUGAAGAGCUCUUUCAGGUAAUUAAAAGUCGAAACGACUACAACAUAUCUGAGUUGUUUACAAAUUCGUUUAGUGGAAUCCAGUGGAAGCCAGUCAUUCCUGUUGUCAUCAUCGCUGCGAUACCAUGUGCAUUGGCAAAAAAUUCUUCAUUUAAUCUAGAAGACGCAAUUUUAAUCUUAAGCGGCAUCGGUGUGGUCCCACUGAUAGCAUACUUGCUUAAACUAAACGCACAAUCCGAUCCGGCUUACACCCUUGCGUUUAACUAUAAUAUAACGUAUCUUGAAAAAGCUUUGCCAAUAUUCAGCACAAGUUUCUGCGAUGGUGAAAAAUUGAUACUACUUUUUUGGAUCAAUUAUAACAAGGGAACACCGUUGAGUGUUGUGGACAGUAAUAUUACCAAAAUAACUGAUAAUGAUGGACACAAUGGAUACUUUACAGUUUAUAAAUUAAAGUACCAUGGAAUUGAAUACAGGCGUGUUAUACAUUUUGCCGAGGAACCCUUGGAAACCUUGAAGAGGAUGUGUGGGCACAGUAAAGAACUUCGUGCCGAUCAACUCGAUCACCAAGUUCAGUCGCUUCACAAACAUUUAUCUAAAAUUCUCACUAAAGAUCAGUGCUUUGGAAACAAAUGUAUUCCCAUAUUAAUAAGUAAAUACAAAAGUUUAGAGAAUGGUGGACUUGUUGAACAAAUAAUGUCCGCGUCUCUCCCUCCCCUUGUGUCGCCCUCUCCACAUUUAUCUCCGAGUCAUCGAGAAAACAGUUCAGUACUUCGAAUCGAUGAAGACGUCUCGAACCCCGUCUCUGUUUCGCCCUCUCCACAUUUAUCUCCGAGUCAUCCAGAAAACAGUCCAGCACUUCGAAUCGAUGAAGACGUCUCGAUCCCCGUCUCUGUUUCGCCCUCUCCACAUGUCUCUCCCAGUCAUGAAGAAAGCAGUUCACCACCUCGAAAUGAUGAAGACGCUGAAUCGGAAAGGAACGGCAGGUAAGUUCGUAUGUGUUUGGCAGGAUAAGCGCCCUGUUUCUAAUGAUCCAGCUGACAGGAUUAAGUUUAGAAAUUAUGUAAAACAAAACAUCUUUUUGUUGGCAAACAAACAGGCAAAAAGGAAUGGCAUAGAAGUUACUUGCCCACCAUUGCAGUAUGUAAUAAAUUUAUAUAAAUUUAUAAAUUGACGUAUAAUUAAAAACUUAAUAUUUUUUAUUUUUAGCAGAACAGAGCAAUCUCACACUAUGGAAGUUACAGGGGAGAGCAAAAGUGUCCGUGUUGCAGUACAUCUAACUGGAAGUCGCGAAGAUGUUAAACCGCAGUUAAGGAAACGCAAGUAAGUUCGUAUGUGUUUGGCAAGAUAAGCGCCCUGUUUCUAAUGAUCCAGUUGAGAGGCUUAAGUUUAGAAAUUAUAUAAAACAAAACAUCUUUUCGUUGGAAAACAAACAGGCAAAAGGGUAUGACAGAAGUUACUUGCCCACCAUUGUGUAACAUAGGGAGUGAAUAGCAACAGCAAAUGGUAGUUAUAAAUUUAUACUGAUGAUAAAAUUGUUGGUAUAAAUUUAUAUUUAUUUAUAAAUUGACGUAAAAUUAAAAACUUAAUAAUUUUUUUAGUUUUAUAUUUUGGUUUAUGCCAGUGGCGAAUAGUUUGCAAAAGAUGCAGGGCGGGGGGAUUUGGAUAUCCUACCCACUUGUUGCUCAUGGCUCAAACUUAAUAACAAUUUGGGCCUAGCUAUUUUAAAGGAUAUCAGGCUUUCAUGUAUCAUAUUGCAAAAAGACGUUGUUGCGACUUCUAGUUCUUUGUUAGUCACCUGUCUGUCAAUGACGUUACAACCGCUAUUGGUUUAUGCACUUGUUAAUAAAUAAAUAUUAAAUAAGUUUGUAAAGUUUCGUAUGUAAUGUUUCUGUUAAAUCGUAGUACUUUUCACAGGAUGUAUACAAAACAUGAACCGCGGGUCCAUGGACCUGGUUGCUUUACAGAACAUACAAAUGUAUUGCCAUAUUAAUGAGUGCAGCCUAAAGUUUAGGGAAUGGUGCACUUGUUAAACUAAUAAUGUAUUACGUCGUGUUUGGCAGGAUAAGGGCCUUGUUUUUAAUUAUCCAGUUGAGAGAAUGAAGAUAAUAAAUAAAAAGUUUGUUUAGUUUCACAUGUAAUGUUUCUGCUAAAUCGUAGUACUAUAUCCACAGGCCUGUGAAGACAGACCGCAACGAAAACUUGAACAUUGGAUGG